UUCCGUCAUUCACAUCCAAGUAAAUCCCCAAUGCACAAGACCCAAUCUUUUUGUAAAAAUAAAAAACUGUGCCGCUGCAUUAUUGAUCCAUCAAAACCAAAUCAGUUCAGAAGAAAAACCCAACAAGAAAAGAACCAGUAUCCUCGCUCUUCCCCCACUCAAAGCGCUCGCACCCACUCACAGACUCACACUCGCCCCCACUUUCAUGUCCCAGUAAUGGCAACACAUGAACAAGAACAAGAACCAGAGUACCAAGAACACCCGCCAGAGCAAGAACCAGACAACAGGAACGAGAACAAGAACGAGAGCCUCUCUGUCUCCACCUACUUGGGCCUCAGCUUCUCUUUGUUCUUGGCGCACCUGCCCAAGAACUCGCUGACCCUUUUACCUAACCUUCGGACCAAGGUCAAAGACCUCUCCUUUAUGCUCCUCCAAGCCGAGGACCAGCUGAGGCAGAUGAGAUCGAGGAGGAAGGAGGACUCGAAGGCCAACGCGAGGGUGGUGGAGAUCUUCGCCAGCCACAGGAACGCGUGGCAGGAGGAGGAGAGGAGGCUGAUGCAGCAGCUGGACGAGGCCAACGAGGAAAUGGCCCACUUGAGGGCGAGGAUGGAGGAGAACGAGAGGUUCGAAGCAGAGUACAAGGCUAGGGUUGAGGAGUUGGAGAGGGAGGUUGGGGAGAGGGAUGAAAUGAUUGGGUUCAUGUCAAGGAGGGUUGAAUUUGGAGAAGAGAGUGACCGGAAUGGUGGUCAUGGUGAUGUGGAGGAAGCGAGUGAGUAUGAUUAUGGUCAGCAGCAACAACAUCAUCACCAUCAUCACUACCAGUACUUGAAUCGGCAACAAGAAGAGCAAACUGGGAAUGGGUUUGGUUCUGAGUAUUUGGGGUCUGCUUCCAAGUUAUGGGCUGAGAAAACCAAUGUUUGGCAGGAUGUACAGUAUGAAUCCCUCGAGUCAUCACAUCAUUCAAAGCAUUAUGUGACAAGGGAGUCUCCUUGGAAACUGAAUGGUGAAGGGGUUGGCGUCUCUUCUAAAUUGAAGUUACUUGAACAAGAAUUGUUGAAUUUGGAAAAGGCUGGGGAUGGUGAUCCUUCGAAGGUUCCUUCGCUAAUGAGGAAGCAGGCUAAAAGAUAUCAAGCUCUAGCAGGAAAGAUUGACGAUCUGUGCAGAAAGAUGCAAGCUGGCGAUCCUUGUGAACCGACUUUGAGCUCGGAGUUUAGGACUCAAAGGCAGACCGAAUUCUUACUAGAAGCGUUCAGGCUCCAACAGCGUGCAACUGAGACAGGACAAAAACUGACAGCACUACACGCUGAAGUUGGGAAGAGCUAUUACGAGGAGGAGCUCGGGGGCCAUACCAAAUUAACCACAAGACGGUCCAUGGACUCGAUAAGGAACAACUUCAAGGAAAUCCAAAGAAACCUGGAGAUAUGGUUGGCUCGAAUAAUCGGGGACUUGAAGGGGAUUCUUGCCAGAGACGGAGCAUCUCGCGUGAGAGAAUAUUAUGUUGCUAGAUAUCCUUUUGUGCAGUAGAAUCUCUAAUGCUGUAUGAAGCUCUAAUCUCUAGAAACGGUUGUGAUUAUUUGGUAAUCUGAUCUGAAACUUUGAAAGUGGCGAUUAUAAGCUGCAUGGCACUGAAAUGGAAGCUGUACAUGAUGUUUUUUGGUGGCA
Messenger RNA from Syzygium oleosum, 1662 nucleotides. RefSeq lists its product as uncharacterized. The transcript has 4 exons. Lineage: Eukaryota; Viridiplantae; Streptophyta; Magnoliopsida; Myrtales; Myrtaceae. The coding region runs from base 31 to 1524 and encodes 497 amino acids. The record is from RefSeq and is a predicted model, not a curated record.